This is a messenger RNA of Neoarius graeffei (lesser salmon catfish), 568 nucleotides long. RefSeq names its product transmembrane protein 273-like. Bases 119 to 400 code for a protein of 93 amino acids. The transcript has 5 exons. The record is from RefSeq and is a predicted model, not a curated record. NCBI's taxonomy places the organism in Eukaryota, Metazoa, Chordata, Actinopteri, Siluriformes, Ariidae.
GAAGCCGCAGCCCCAGUGAGAAUUUAUAUCUCUUCCUUUUAUCUGAAAACUACUGUAGUGCAUCAACAGGAAACAGCUUUAUUUCUCAAGAAAAGACGCUUGGAAAGGCUUUUAUAAAAUGUGUUCAAAUAUACUUGACCCUCAAAGACAUUACUUUAUCAUUACAUUUGUUUUCAUUGUUGGCACACUUAUCAUCCAUAUAAGAGGAGAUGACCAGUCCCAGGAACCAGCCUCAGAACUGAAAUAUGCAGCAAUUGGAAUAGGGGUUGGUUUAUUUCUCUCCAUCUGCUUCCUUGCAAUAAAGAUAUGCAUGAUUAAAAGACAUAUUCUGGACAAUGGACAGUCAGAGGAUUCAGCAAGAGUAUUUACAAGAAGUAUUGAUGCUGAAAGCAGGACCUGAGCAACAAAGCAAAACCCAGUCACAAGAAAGGAUAAGCAACGUCUCAGCACAGUUUUGUUAUUAUGUAAUGUUUGCAAUGUCUGUAAUGCCUGUAAUGUUGUUCUGUUAUCCCUAUUAAGGAAGUUAUGUUUUAUUAUUAUUAUUAUUAUUAUUAUUAUUAUUAUUAUU